AUGGCAACUCUAAACAGGUCGAGAGUGGGGCCACCGUACAUUCCUCUGGUGAAACUCAACCGGCAACACACCUCUGGGCUUCAGCAGGGCUCAGCAGGAGGAUUUGGAGGCCCAUCCAAGGAUCAGAAAGUCACAGCUGUGGUCCAGAAACGCAACCAAGAUGAAGCCAAAAGCCUGCAAACAACUGCAACUCCUGAGGGCAAAGUUCGCCACAGUUUUGUCAGCUUGCCUGUUAUCGACUCGGUGAAACUGAAGACAGCCAAGGCCCUUGCGGAAAAAGCUGUCAAGAUGCAUAGGGUAUUCUCUGUCCAGGGCCAUUACCCUGUCAUCAGGGAGGCACUGAGGGCCAGAGGCUGGGUUGAGCAGCGCACGCACCGCCCCAACCAACAUGCACAGCGUGGUGACAGCAGAGCCAGCCCUAAUGAUGCUGGUGACAGCGACAAUGAUGCCAGUGAGCUAGACCAAAACGAUGUCAGAAAAUAUCAGGAUCCAGAUGAAGUAUAUGAUCUCAUGUCUCGCCUGGUGCGAAAUGCAAUGGUUUAUUUUUAUUGGACAAACCGUAGAGAUGCCAUUGACACCAACAGCUUGCGGAAAGAACAGAUUACCAACCAUUUCACAAAGGCCGGCAGCUUCACCACCAAGGUCGGGUUGUGUGUGAACCUAAGCAACCUGCACUGGUUUGACUCAGCUGACCCAGACACCUUCUUCCCUCGCUGUUAUAGACUAGGAGCCCAGGACGAGAAGCAGGCUUUCAUUGAAGACUACAGGAGAACAGCCUGCACCAGUCUUUUGAAGUACAUUGUGGAGAGGGAACAGGGUGUUUCAGAAGAGGGAAUGAAGCGACAUGAUUUUGUUUCUCCACCUUCAGAUAAGAGCAGACGCAACAAACGGCAAUUUAGACCCAUGGUCCUUUCCCAAAUGAUUGACAGCGCGCUCAAAGUAUGUCAGGAGUUCCUGGACAUUAUGGAGCACAACGACAUAGACAUGAGCUUGGGAACACCACAAACACUGACAAAUGAGGAAUGGGAGCAGUUUAUUGACAGUUAUUACCUUGUUGUUCAUGGUGGAGCAGAGGUAGAGAACAGUGAUCAUUUUGUCAAAUGCUGCGAAGCCAUGCUGCAGAGGCUGGGGGAGGUCAGGCCACAGCUGGACAUAGAUGGCAUACACAACAUCUGGAUCAUCAAACCUGGAGCAAAGUCCAGGGGUAGAGGUAUCAAAUGUGUCAAACGUCUGGAUGAGAUCCUCAGGCUGGUGAAGGUUAAUCCAACCCUAAUCAAGGAAAGCAAGUGGGUGGUGCAGAAGUACCUGGAACGCCCCUUGCUGGUCCAUGGCACCAAGUUUGACAUGCGCCAGUGGUUUCUGGUCACCGACUGGAACCCUCUGACUGUGUGGUUCUAUAAAAAGUGCUAUUUGCGUUUUUCUACGCAGCCUUACUCACUAGAUAAACUGGACAGCUCUGUCCACCUGUGCAAUAACUCCAUCCAGAAGCACCUGAGGCCUUCCAAACAACGACAUCGAGGCAUCCCAGCAGACAACAUGUGGUCAGAUGACCAGUUCAGGACCUUUCUGUCCAGCCAGGGCCGGGAAGCUCAGUGGCAGGCUGUGGUAGUCCCGGGGAUGAAGAAGGCUAUCAUACACGCAUUACAGACAACACAGGAUCUGAUGGAGUCACGCAAAAACACCUUUGAGCUCUACGGCGCUGACUUCAUGUUAGGACGUGACCUGCGUCCAUGGCUGAUCGAAAUCAAUGCUAGUCCCACAAUGGCUCCCUCCACCCGUAUCACAGCCCGACUCUGUAGUGCUGUUCAGCAGGACACAUUACGAGUCAUCCUGGACCGGAGAGUUGACCGCACCGCAAACACGGGAGACUUUCAGCUCAUAUAUAGGCAGGCAGCAGUAGAAGUGCCACAGUAUGUCGGACUCAACCUACUUGUUGAGGGCUUCAAGAUCCAGAGCCCUUGCCCUCUUCCUCCACUGAGGCCCUCCAACCUUUCAGCAUCAAAACGUCAUGGUCCUGUCAAGGAGAAGAAGCCUGUAGAAGAAAAAGUAAAGCCUCUGUCUAAGAUGCUGCUGAACAGUACAGAGACUCAGCUCAGAAACACCAGCAGUAGGGUUUUACCACCUCCUCCUCUUCCUCCUGAGCCACCUGUGCCCAUCCCUACUGAAACCGUCACACUUCACCUGCCAAUGACUGUAAACAAGUCCAUCCACCUGCCCAUUAGUGACCAGUCUCACUCUGUAUUUUUGUGUACGAGGGGACCAGAAGUAUCAAAAGUUUGCUCAGACAAAGUCCAACCCUAUACCACAGAGAAGCACCAAGGUCCGUCUUUGCCUUUGGAAAUGACCCUUUCAAAACAGUCCCAGCAAGCAGCCACCAGCACCUUGAGUGCCUAA
Seriola dumerili (greater amberjack) is the source of this 2394-nucleotide messenger RNA. RefSeq names its product tubulin monoglycylase TTLL3-like. Lineage: Eukaryota; Metazoa; Chordata; Actinopteri; Carangiformes; Carangidae. The record is from RefSeq and is a predicted model, not a curated record. Gene Ontology annotation, biological process: protein polyglycylation; cilium assembly; cilium movement. Gene Ontology annotation, cellular component: cilium. Bases 1 to 2394 code for a protein of 797 amino acids. Gene Ontology annotation, molecular function: protein-glycine ligase activity, initiating. The transcript has 15 exons.